Messenger RNA from Drosophila subobscura, 1452 nucleotides. RefSeq lists its product as uncharacterized. The transcript is spliced from 2 exons. NCBI's taxonomy places the organism in Eukaryota, Metazoa, Arthropoda, Insecta, Diptera, Drosophilidae. Bases 56 to 1432 code for a protein of 458 amino acids. The record is from RefSeq and is a predicted model, not a curated record.
CUUGUACAAAAUUCUCCUUUAUUUUUGAACCCUUUGAAUUGAUUGAAAAUUGUGUAUGCCCAUGGCUCGUCGUUGCGUGAUUUGUGGCAUGGAGCCACAGCAUGAGGUGGAUGCGAAGGGCAACGAGAAGUACACCUACCCGAAGACGCCGCAGGAGGCGCGCAUCUGGCAGCAGAGCAUGGGGGCCAAGGAUGUGUGCGUGGAGAGCAUCCAGCACCACUGCUGCGUCUGCGUCGAGCACAUCCCGGACUUUGUGCGACGCUCCAAGAGGAUCAGCAGAAAGCAGCGCGCAUCGGAAAGGGCAGAGGAUGCACGACGCCGAAAGAAGGGGGAGGCGGAAACCGAUGGCUGCGAGUGCCCGGAUCAGGAUCCGCCGCAGUGUCCUGCGGUUAACGUGCUGCUGAUCAACGGAGCCUCGCUGCCGUCGUACUGCGGCAAGGGGCAGUCCUGUGUUGAGAUCAAGGAGGAGCCGGGGGAGAGCGACGGAGGCGUUGCGGGGCCCGUCCCGAGGCGAUCCGCCCCGAAGCUCUACAAUCCCGAUGACUCGGACACGGAAAUAUUUGUGCAAGAGUCCGUGUUUGAGGACAUUGGCGCCAGCUUCCCGGACAUCGACGAGACGGAGGUCACGGUCCUGCGCACGCCCGUGCAGGAGGACGAAAAGAUCGAGAAGAUCAGGCAGCGAAGCUCGACGGAUGCCGAGGGAAGGAAGCGAAAGGGGGACUGCGCCGUAUGCAUGCCUGGCUGCACGGACGUGCUGGUCCUCGGCCGUGGCGCCCACCCCACCGACGCGUGUCCAUGCAAGUGCGAGCAGUGCACCAAGCAGCCGACGGCGGGCCUCAAGGAGACGGACGAGGACUGCUGCAACCCGCCCUGCUGCCCCGACACCCAGGAGCACUACGAGCAGCCGCCCUGCGGCUGCGAAUGCGAGCAGCAGGUGCGCCGUGUGCUGGGCAAGGUCAUCAAGACACAGAAGCAGCGCAUCAAGGAGCUGGAGUCGAUGCUCUGCAAGCAGAACAACCUGCACACCGCUCUCCAGCGGAAGGUGGACGAACUUUACUGCGAGUUCGGCCGCCUGGACGAGGACGACACUGUCCGACUGGCCUGCUGUGCCAGCGGUCGAGGCCCACCGGAUUGUGACCUUCUCAGGGAUCAGGGUACCAGCCCCUAUAGGCGCUCACGGGAUCCGAGGCUGCCGCGACGACCCGAACAUCUCACUACCAAGGAUUCGCUGCCCGAUGAAAUUCCACCGGGGGAGGAGGUUGUUCUUACGGUUGAGCCGCAAGCGCAGCCCGAGCCGCGAGUGCGUGUGAAGAAUGAAAAGAGUUCGAAAAAGCAGCCCGAACAGAAGGAGAAACCCACGAAGCCCCGAAGACCUGGGUGGCUAUGUUUUAAAUCCUCAGAGACUGACAAGGGAAGCGAGAAGGAAUCAUAGGAGGAGGAGGAGUAGGAGGU